Moneuplotes crassus is the source of this 783-nucleotide messenger RNA. The record is from the annotation of a GenBank genome assembly. Lineage: Eukaryota; Ciliophora; Spirotrichea; Euplotida; Euplotidae.
UUAAAUUGACUAAAUUAAUAAGGAAAAUGAGAGUUGCCUACUUUUUGGCAAGUUAUAUUGAUUUCACAACACUGACAACUCCUUCAGUUGAAUACCUUGAUAAUCAGAUGAGGACACAUGGUCUUGAUCCACAAACCUAUGAUCCGUUCUCCACCUUCAGGAUAUUUUUGCUAGCAGUACUUUUGAUCGGGAUAAUAAUUGGGGAACUUAAAGGCCAUAGAUUCUUUAUACCCCAAACGUCCGAGGAGUCAAAGUACCCCUGGAAGCCAUACAGAUGCCUCAUUACUUUAUGGAUCAUGCUUAUAGUGAUUGAACUCUACCCUGAUUACAGGUUCUGGCAGCUGAUAUUUAUAUGUAGUAUUCAGAGAAUUACAAUGAAUCAUUUGUACACGUGAAGGGUCGAGCUUAUGUCGAAAAGGACACUUAUGUAUUUUGUGCUCCCAUAUAUUUUUGGAUAUGUGUUCAAGAUAAUAAUUAUGUGGUACAAUAUCUAUCUUGCAGGCUUGCUAUUAUACACAUUGAUCAAGCAGAGUAUUGGAGAAAAGAGCAUUAUCAAAUUUGUUUUAGCUUUCCUUUACACGUCAUCAUAUUAUCUCUUCUAUUUAGCAGUACAAAACGGAUGUGAUACCACUCUAAAUUGUGCUCUGGGAGUAUACAUUUUAGCCUGAUUUGUAUUCUUCAAACCAUAUUAUGACUUUAUGACGCCACAUCUUAAGGAGAAUGCAAAACUCUGGAAAAAUAGGGAAUAUCAUUAUUGGAAAUAAACAUAGAAAAUUCAAUUAA